AUGAGUGACGAUUUCACGCCGACCUUCCAAAGAUGGGGUGACUGGAAGGGUUCACGGCCGAGCGAACCAGCCGAGCGUUGGCCUGGCGAUGAAGGAAUUGAGCAAGGACCCUAUGGGGCACUCGAUCACAUAGACGCGGUCAGAAAAGCAGACAUGUCAGCUCGAGUGUACCUCGGAGGGCUGGGCAAGAUGAUCAACCAGGAGGAGAACGACCGGGAGAUCAGGGGCUAUCUCGACGGCUUCAACAUCGGAUCACCCCUCACCCGUCCACAAGGGCAAGGCGCGGAAACCACCAUUACUGCUUUGUCGAUUUCAAAAGCCCAGAGGCAGCGCAAGAAGCCAUCCAGGCAGUCAGUGGCCGAGUCAUUUCUGGAGGCAGGCUACGGCUUCGAAUGGCUCGAGGACUUCCGUCAAGUGUUGUGGACUAAUCCAAAGCAUGCAUCGGAACGGGCGUUGUAUCAGGGCAGUGGAAUGUGA
Molecule: messenger RNA, 477 nt
Organism: Diaporthe citri
Lineage: Eukaryota; Fungi; Ascomycota; Sordariomycetes; Diaporthales; Diaporthaceae
Exons: 2
Coding region: 1-477 (158 amino acids)
Source: RefSeq, a predicted model, not a curated record